Molecule: messenger RNA, 378 nt
Organism: Ichthyophthirius multifiliis
Lineage: Eukaryota; Ciliophora; Oligohymenophorea; Hymenostomatida
Product: vacuolar ATP synthase subunit, putative
Exons: 3
Biological process (GO): proton transmembrane transport
Cellular component (GO): vacuolar proton-transporting V-type ATPase complex
Molecular function (GO): proton-transporting ATPase activity, rotational mechanism
Source: RefSeq, a predicted model, not a curated record
AUGGCUGAAAUAGGAGGAAACAAUUGGGCAGUUGAAGCUCUUCUCAGGGCAGAAGAAAAAGCAAACACCAUAAUUUAAAAUGCUUAAAAAGAAAGAGAAAAAAAAUUGAAAUAAGCUCGUUCUGCGGCAGAUUAAGAGAUAAAUAAAUUUAGAUAAGAAAUGGAAUAGAAAUUUAAUGAAGAUGUCAAAACUAAAUUCGGUAAUACAAGUGACCAUGAUAAUUUAUUAAUAUAAACUGAAAAUGAUAUUAAAAAAAUAAACUAAGAUUAUGAAUAGAACAAAGGAAAAGUUAUUGAUAUGCUUAUUGAAAGAAUUAUUAAUGUAAAACUUGAAAUCCCUGAAGUAGUUAAAGGUGAUUUCAAUAAAAUGAAAUAAUGA